This is a messenger RNA of Diplodia corticola, 4500 nucleotides long. Its product is annotated as wd repeat protein. The transcript is spliced from 3 exons. Lineage: Eukaryota; Fungi; Ascomycota; Dothideomycetes; Botryosphaeriales; Botryosphaeriaceae. Gene Ontology annotation, molecular function: protein binding. Gene Ontology annotation, biological process: positive regulation of TOR signaling. The record is from RefSeq and is a predicted model, not a curated record. The coding region runs from base 1 to 4500 and encodes 1499 amino acids.
AUGCCGGCCGACCCUCCGCCUGCGCCCCCGCUGCCGCCCCAGCGCCAGCAGGCGCGCAACGCCUUCACCAGAUUUGUCCAGCAGUCCUUCACCAGCUACGGCGCGCGCCCGCCCAGCCAGGCGCAGGCCCGCCCCGACAGCGCGCGCCCGCCGCUCCAGCCCAGAAUCCCCGGGCUGAGCUCGCUGUCGUCGCAAGAUGCAAGCCACAAGACCGGCCUUGACAUCAGCGCCGUGCACAUCAAUCAGGAGCGGACACAUGCCGUCCUCGCUGGCCGCGAGAUCCUCAAGACGGUCCGCAUCACUGGCACCAAGUGCGCCGAGGAGACCAACCUGCGCGCUGCCAUCAUCAACUAUGCCUCGCACCACCAGGCCGGCGCCCCCUCCGCGCCAACCAGGCACCGCGACACCCUCGAGAUCCACGAUGUCAAGUGGUCGCAUGGCAGCUACAGCUCCCACAUCGCCACCGCCGCCGCCAAUGGCAAGGUCGUGCUGUACGAUCUCAACCGCACCGGCGUCGAGCUGGCCCAGCUGCACGAGCACCACCGCCAGGUCCACAAGCUGGCCUUCAACCCGCACCAGGGCUACCUGCUGCUGUCCGGCAGCCGUGACGCAACCGCUCGCCUGUGGGACCUGCGCGACAUGAAAAAGGACGUCAUGUCUUGUCCCAGCCGCGACCGCUACUCGGGCCAGAGCGAGGGCAUCCGCGACAUCAAGUGGUCGCCCACCGACGGCGUCGAGUUUGCCUUUGGCACCGAGAACGGCGUCAUCCAGCGCUGGGACUACCGCAUGAAUCGUGCCCCCAAGCUGAAGAUCAAUGCCCAUGAUAAGACCUGCUACGCUAUCGACUGGCAUCCCGACGGCAAGUACCUUGCCAGCGCGAGCGCAGACCGGUCCGUCAAGAUCUGGGACUUCUCCUCCGACCAGCGCCGUCAGAAGGCUGCAUGGUCCAUCCGCACCCCCUACCCGGUUUUCAAUGCCCAGUGGAGGCCGCCCUUCUGGUCUCCGGAUCAAGAGCAUGGCGUGUGGCAAUGCACGCAGCUGGUGACGGCGUACGAUCGGGACCACCCUGUCGUGCAUGUGUGGGACUUCCGCCGCCCGUCGCUUCCUUUCAGAGAAAUACCCCUCUAUCAGACGGCACCUACAGAUCUCUUGUGGCGUUCUCGUGACCUGCUCUGGACCGUUGGCCGCGAAGGCAUCUUCACCCAGUCAGACGUGCACUUCGCUCCCAAGGUCGUAGACAGGCGUAACAUGUCGUCCUUUGCCGUCUCCUCGAGCGGCGACGUCAGCGCUUUUUCGCAGAAGCGCGUCCGGCGGCGGCCUUCCGGCGGGUACGAGUCUGACGAAACUUACACCACCGAUGGGCGAACGAAGCGCGAGCUGUCCGAGAAGAACAGCCUUCCACGAAGCUCUGCAGAUGACAGCAUCGAUGACAGCUUCCUCAGCUCCUCGUACAAGCGCCACCAUGGUCGAACGUCGAGUAGCCGUUCGACAAAGUCGAUCAGCAGCACACCACCCUCCUCGGACAAUCCUGGCAAGAUGCUUUUCCUGAACGAAUCCCUUGCUAAUCACAAACACUCGUUCACGCCAAAUCAGGUGGCCAUCCGCGGUUCUGUUCCCGGAUCCAUCAACGUGCCUCUAUUUACGUUUCUUGCGCAGAAGUACAACAUGAUCGCGAUCGAGGAUCCCCCGACAAUCCAAUCGUUCCAGAACCUCCAAAGGGUGUUUGAUGCAAAUGCAGAGUACGCCCAGAAAGCUGGCAACCAUCGAUUGGCGAACUCGUGGAGGGUGGUGGGUCAAACAGUAUCGGAUGCUGUGCAACAGCGGGCGGCUGCAAAUCACCGGUGGAGACUGGAGCAGCAGCCAACUACUCCGGCCAAGCCACUUCCGUCAGCAGUGAGCAAGAAUGUAUUGACAGAGAAGAAAGAGCAGGAUCUCCUUGCCAUCCCUGCCACGCGCGCAAUCUACGGUCCAGAUGGGCAGGCCCAGGCUCCGGCCGACAGCUCAUCACAGGUACCGACGCCGAUCGCUCGCGCAAUCAACCCAGCCAAGGCCUCGACGCACGCAGAACAGACCGCUCUCCCAGACCCUGAGCACGACGAAGCCUUGGCGCUGCCGCCCUCCCUUGUAGAGAGAUAUAUUCCCAGAGGCCAAGGCCGGCCGGAACCCUCGUCCCGGCGUCAGGCGCGCAGAUCGAGCAUUGCGCACCCCUCAUGGGCCGUCUCGCCUAACGAGCUCGAUGAGCGACGGGCGAUGGCGAGCAGCUACAGGGUUCCGCCGCGUGUUCCUCUCAGCUUAGAGCCCUACGGCAGCAGCCCAGCUCUGCAUGGACGCCCCGAUUUCGAUCGACAUAAUUCUGGAGAAAGCUUUGCCAUGUUUUCCGCGUCGACCGACUCGCACGGGUUAUCCGUGCCGGGCUCCUUCGCGAGUGGUAGAUCCCCGUCGCACGUGCAGGAUGCGGAGUCCUUGCAGGACCGUUGGGACCACCAGAGCAGUGGCCCGGCUUUCUCGAGCUUUGGUAACGGCGCCACAUCUGCGAGUGGGCCAGACCCAUACAUGGAGUCACCGGGUGGCUUACAUGCUGACGUGCAUAAGGGACCCCCGCUGCGCAUCAAUUUUGAUGACUCGGUACCAGAUCAUGGGAACAUUAGUAGCAGUGCAAGCGAGCAAGGACGCAUUGCGCAUAAGGCCAUAGCUCCAAGCGUUGCCAACACCGAGCCGGGUACCAACGUCAUCAGCUCGAGCUCGGAGCAAAGCAGGGCGAUCCAUGACAUUGAGACGCUGCGGAAGCACAACCAGCUCAUGCGCAACUCGAGCUCCGAGUCUGACGCGUUUACAAGCACUCACGGCAGCUACUCAGAACUGUCCGUGAGUAACUUCGACAUCAUGGAAGCAAGCGGCACCAUUGUGCCCGACGGUCCAGCUGACGCUCCCUCUCCGAACCUCGCCCGCCCUCCCUCGUUGAUCCAUGAAUCCAUCAGCGCCCCUGCUGCCAUCGAGACAGUAGGUGCAGACAAUGACGCUGUCAUCCUGUCUGACUACCUCUCCAAGCAUGCGAGCGUGGACAGUGAGCUCAGCGCCCCAUUUACGCUCGUAGACGUGCUUCGAUGGCUUCUUGACUUCCACACGAACACCCUCUCUGAUGCGCAAACAGUGUCCAUUAUGCUUCUUCUGAUCUCCGACUUCCUCCCUCACACUCACCCUCUCACAGAUGUCUCUACCUCUACUCUCCUGAACCAGUAUGCAGAACACCUUCAUUCUCUCAACAUGUCGCCUGCCCAGAUUCGCGCCAUUCUCAACUCACAGCUUGCGCCUCUCACGCGUACUGGCAUCAAUCCACUGCAAGCCGAGUCGAUAUUGCAGACGUAUCACACACAGCUCCUUUCACUUGGCCUCUUCAAUUCUGCUGCCCUUCUCCGGCGAGUGGCAUAUCCAACGUAUCCAGCUGUGUAUGAGCAAGCACUGCAGGAGACGCAGAUUGGACUUCGGUGCACACAGUGUAAGAAUCCCAUCAACAACCCAGUGGAUAAGACCUUGUGCGAGAAUUGCAAGGGGCGGCAGGCCCCAUGUCCCGUGUGCUGGAGUGCAUUACCACCAGCAGACAUAGUGCCGCUUGUUGCACCCAAGAGACGAAGCAAAAGCCGAAGCAAGACGAGAAGCCACCAGCACAGUGCAAGCGUGAGCAGCAUCACGAUACCUCGGUCAAACGCUAAACACAAGGCCGCCAACGGAGGCCGGCACAGCCACACGCCUUCAGAUGCUUCCCUGCAAAUGUCCCGCACGGCCACAACCGCAACAGCGACGACGGUAAAUUCCGCCGCCGACGGACCCUCGCUCGACUCGACGGCGGCAGACGGCCCUUCUUACGUCGACGCAACGGAAUCGCCGGGUUCGCCACCUUUGCCACCCGUGCUCUACUCCUCCUGCGCCACGUGUGGCCACUCGGCGCACACGUCCUGCCUGCGCGCCUGGCACGUCGACACGACCCUUUCGCUCGGGGCCUGUCCCGUCAGCGGUUGCCUGUGCGACUGCGUGCGCGGGCCCCUUCGCGACGAGAAGCUCGAGGAGCUCAAGCGCCGCAAGGCGGGCGAGGAGCGCGGCCGGGUCCGCGACGACGGCCGCCGCGUGCGGGACAGCGGCGCGGCCAUGAGAGCGGCCGCCAUUGCCACGCGUGGCGGCGGUGCGGCCGCCGGCGUCGUCGGAGACCGAACCGCGCUGGGCGGUGGCGAUAAGGGCGGCGCCGUUUUUGGUGCGGGAGGAGGCUUGGGUGGCGGCGGGGGCACUGCGUUCGCGGCGGCGGCGGCGGCGGCGGCGAGUGCGUCAUCGCGAGCGAUGGGGUUGGCGAGAGCUGAGAGUAUGAGGAGUGAGAGUCAGAGGGGCAGGGGUGUGGAUAGAGAUGUGGGGGGCAGGCUGGAAACGCGAGAUGAUAGCAGCGCAGGGAUUUCCGCGGGGGGUGGUGGAAGGAGAGUGAGACUCGUAGAGCCGUCGGGUAGAAGUACUUGA